GUGACAUUUGUAAUUACUAGAAAUACCCGGAUGAGUGACGAUCGUAGAUUUGGCUCGAUCGCCAUUUUACUUAAGAAAUAAAAAAAUAAUAAGUUCAAUCAAAGUAAAAUGUCAUCUGAAGUCAAUGUUGAUGAUCUUCCUCCACCAAGGCCUCCAAAUCCUCAACAGCAUGCUGCUCAGAAAAGAAUACAAAAAACUCAGGCUGAAGUGGAUGAGGUUGUGGAUAUCAUGUGUGCCAAUUUGGAGAAAGUACUGGAAAGAGAUCAGAAGUUAUCGGAAUUGGAUUAUCGUGCAGAUACGUUACGGCAAGAAGCUUCACAGUUUGAACAGAAGGCAGGAAAGCUGAAUAGAAAGUUAUGGUGGAAGAAUUGCAAAAUGCUUACUGUCAUGAUCAGCAUUGGGAUAAUCAUCAUUAUAAUUAUAAUAGCUUGGGCAUCCAGCAACUAAACAUUUCAGCAUGAUAUAUGAACUUCAUGCCUUCUAUGUAGGCUAAACAAAGGGUCGCUUAAUAACAUCAGAGUUCAAAUAAAACAACAAGUAACAUCAAGGUAACAACAUAUUCAAAGACAUCUGUAUUGUACGGAUGGCUAUAGGCCAUAUUUGUUGUUGUUGCACCGUGCUCUUCACUGUUGUGCCUCUAUCAAAAGAAAAAAAA
This is a messenger RNA of Centruroides sculpturatus (bark scorpion), 655 nucleotides long. RefSeq names its product vesicle-associated membrane protein 3-like. Gene Ontology annotation, cellular component: SNARE complex; plasma membrane. Bases 109 to 447 code for a protein of 112 amino acids. The transcript has 6 exons. Gene Ontology annotation, biological process: vesicle fusion; vesicle-mediated transport. Gene Ontology annotation, molecular function: SNAP receptor activity; syntaxin binding. NCBI's taxonomy places the organism in Eukaryota, Metazoa, Arthropoda, Arachnida, Scorpiones, Buthidae. The record is from RefSeq and is a predicted model, not a curated record.